CAAUCUGUGAUUAUACGUAAAGUUAUACAGUAUACACUAUUGGAUAAUAUUUAAAGGACAGAAGUGAAGUUAGAAUUCCACAAGGGGUCGGAGACGAAAGUCACCGGUGUUUGUUUUUAAAAAAAAUAGCCCUCUUUUAAAAGCCGGCAAAUACAGGAACAAGAUUUGUUCUUAUUUUUCUUCCAGCAAUUUCAUAACUUACAAGAAAAACCUGAAAAUUUAACAAAAUGGCUGCACCAAUCAAAGUUGUUGUAACGGGAGCUGCUGGUCAAAUUGCUUACUCCCUUCUGUACCAGAUAGCUUCUGGAGCAGUUUUUGGUCCAGAGCAGCCUGUAUAUCUUCAUCUUCUUGAUAUAGCUCCUAUGAUGGGGGUAUUAGAAGGUGUUGUUAUGGAAUUGGCUGACUGUGCUUUGCCACUUCUAGCAGGAGUUUUGCCUACUGCUAAUCCCGAGGAAGCUUUCAAGGAUGUAUCUGCAGCAUUCCUUGUUGGUGCUAUGCCAAGAAGAGAAGGCAUGGAAAGGAAAGAUCUCCUAUCUGCCAAUGUACGCAUUUUCAAAGAACAGGGACAAGCCCUUGACAAAGUUGCUCGCAAAGAUGUAAAAAUUCUUGUUGUGGGCAACCCAGCAAACACAAAUGCCUUAAUUUGCUCGAAAUAUGCACCCUCAAUACCUAAAGAAAACUUUACUGCUAUGACCCGUCUCGAUCAAAAUCGUGCCCAAUCUCAAUUGGCUGCAAAACUUGGGGUGCCUGUUAAGGAUGUUAAAAAUGUAAUAAUUUGGGGAAAUCACUCAUCUACUCAAUUCCCAGAUGCAUCUAAUGCUAUUGUUAAAAUUGGUGGUGCAGAGAAAUCUGUCCCUAAAGCUAUAAAUGAUGAUGAAUUUUUGAAGACAACAUUUGUAAGCACAGUACAAAAGCGUGGUGCUGCUGUUAUUGCUGCCAGAAAAAUGUCAUCUGCAUUGUCUGCUGCUAAAGCAGCUUCUGACCAUAUGAGGGACUGGUUCCUUGGUACAGGUGACCGUUGGGUCAGCAUGGGUGUUGUAUCUGAUGGGUCCUAUGGAACACCUAGAGAUGUUGUAUAUUCAUUCCCCGUUACUGUUAGCAAUGGGAAGUGGAAGAUCGUUCAGGGUCUGACUAUCUCAGAUUUUGCACGUGAAAAACUUGAUCUUACAGGAAAGGAAUUAGUUGAAGAGAAGCAAGACGCUUUAGAUGUCUGCAAAGAUUGAUUGAAUAUUAUUAAAAUUAAGAAAAAAAAUUCUUAUAUAUUAUGCAGUACCUACUAUUAUAUAAUAUAGGGAAACUAUUAAUAAGAGAUAGAUAAUGUUGAUAUUAUUGGCAAUAAAUUGUUUUUGUUAUCUAAAUUUUUUCUCGUUUUGUACACAUAUUGUACAUCUCGAAAGUAUGUGAAAA
Nymphalis io (European peacock) is the source of this 1407-nucleotide messenger RNA. RefSeq names its product malate dehydrogenase, cytoplasmic (gene Mdh1). The coding region runs from base 228 to 1223 and encodes 331 amino acids. Gene Ontology annotation, molecular function: L-malate dehydrogenase (NAD+) activity. NCBI's taxonomy places the organism in Eukaryota, Metazoa, Arthropoda, Insecta, Lepidoptera, Nymphalidae. The transcript has 2 exons. Gene Ontology annotation, cellular component: cytosol; mitochondrion. The record is from RefSeq and is a predicted model, not a curated record. Gene Ontology annotation, biological process: oxaloacetate metabolic process; tricarboxylic acid cycle; malate metabolic process.